UCUUAAGCUGAGAUUGACAAUCAGAGCCAUCAUCUUGAUUAUCUUUUUGUUCUUAAACUCGAGUUGAGAAAGAGGCAAGGAAUAAAAACCUUGAUGCUCUAUAAACAUUAGCUUUAUGGAAGGAGGAAAUAAGAUGCUAUCAGGCUUUGGCUUUGGUUUGCUCUCAAGAAAAGAAAAGGAACAUUGCUUGCAACUGUUGCUUGUCUUUGCAGAAAGAAUCCAAUGCUACAGCAGGCUAAAAGCCUGCAUUAUUUUUUUAAUUUCCUUUCUUUAAACAGACUAAGAAAUGGACCAAGGAGAAAACAAGAUCCAGCUCUUUGGCAUUUUUAAUGAGUUCCUAUGUUAUAUCAUGUCUUUUGGAUGUCCUGUGUGUUUCAGUCUAUCCAUCUGUCGAAGGCUAUUCAACUUGUUCAAGGAUACUGCUGCUGAAAUAGCAGGUCAAAUCUACAUGAUCACGAGUUUGAAUUUAUCUUGGCGCAAUGGCUUCCUUAUUGUCGAUAGGCUUUAUGAAUUUGUUGUGCAGAGCCUUGCUGAUGAAGCUACCAAACCUGUAACUUUGGGUGAUUCCAAGGGUCACAGUUUGGUCAAUACAAGCCAAUCUCGAUCUAAUCCAGGUAAUGGAAAUCACUCAACCAAUGAACAUGUUCUGCAUUCUGAAGAUUCGAGUUCUCGUGUAAUUCCCAAGCUGGAAGAAGCUGUAGUUGAAGAUGAUCCUGUCCUUGAAAAUGAAGAAAGUGAGCUUUCUCAGGUAACUAGUGAAGAGAAUGAAGGUGACAAGAUUGUUGAGGAAGAGGCCUCUGGACCAUCAAUGGAAACUCAAAAUAAAGCUCCAAAGAAGAUGGUUAGCAUAAAUGAUAAUGUGGAGGAGAUUUAUUUCAGUAAGAAGAAGAAGAAGAAAAAGAAAUCAACAGAGAAAGUGCCUUCCAACAAAGAGGAAGUAAAAGAAGAGCCAAAACCAUUGAAAUCAAUUCUCAAGGUGGGCUCUAAUGUAAAUGAAAAUUGGGAUGAGAAAUAGUAAAUUCAUAGGUGCAAAUAACAAAAAAUUACUAGUAAAUUAUACUUGUUAAUGACGCACAUUGCGUUUGGGAUAUGAAAUAAGUUCUCACUCAUUAGUAUCUAUGAGGUGU
Solanum verrucosum is the source of this 1127-nucleotide messenger RNA. RefSeq lists its product as uncharacterized. The transcript has a single exon. The record is from RefSeq and is a predicted model, not a curated record. The coding region runs from base 287 to 1015 and encodes 242 amino acids. Lineage: Eukaryota; Viridiplantae; Streptophyta; Magnoliopsida; Solanales; Solanaceae.